CUCAUCGCCUGUAUUGAAGCUCCAUCUUGGUAAGAGUUAGACAUAUAUAUCUACAUAUAUAUAUAUAUAUAUAUAUAGAGAGAGAGAGAGAGAGAGAGAAGGGGGGAGAUUUCCGGUGGAGUUCUCGCCGGGAAGGGCGACAGAGAUUUUCCGGCAAAAUGAGGGGUGGAGGUGCGAGAAACUUGAAACACAGAAAUGGCGGCCGAGUCGACUCGGAUCGCAGGGAAACAGCGGUUACGAAUAAAAAGAAAGAGAGGUUCGAGAGAAAGCUGGUGAAGUAUGAGGCGUUACCUGAGUACUUGAAAGACAACGAGUUCAUCAGAGACUAUUAUCGUUGUGAAUGGCCUUGCAAGGACGUGUUGUUCAGCGUCUUUUCUUGGCACAAUGAAACCCUAAACAUUUGGACGCAUUUGGUGGGGUUCUUGAUAUUUGUGGGGUUGGCGGUUAUGAGUUCAAUGGAGAAGACGAAGGUGGAAUCUCUCAUCGGAAAUUUCAUCAGACCGGCAGUUCGAGGACCGUUGAUGACCAUGAUGAUGAAAACCAACGGCUCAGAUGCUUUCUUUCUGGAUUCUUGUCUUAGACACAUUCCUAAGCCAUCAAUCCAACAUGUAAACCAAGAUGAUGAUUCGGAUGCAAUUCCUAGAUGGCCUUGGUUUGUAUUCUUGGGAGGGGCUAUGGGCUGUUUGGUCUGUAGCUCCAUUUCCCACCUAUUUGCUUGCCAUUCCCGAAGCUUUAACUUAUUCUUCUGGCGCCUUGAUUACGCUGGAAUCUCCCUCAUGAUAGUCUGCUCAUUCUUUGCUCCCAUCUACUAUGCUUUCUCCUGCCACCCAUAUUCACGGCUCUUCUAUCUUACAUCUAUUUCAUUACUCGGUAUUAUAGUCAUUAUCACUCUCCUUGCUCCUGCAUUCUCCACUGCUCGUUUCCGGUCUGUCAGGGCAUCUCUAUUCCUAGCCAUGGGCUUCUCAGGGGUGAUUCCGGCUGCACAUGCUGUUGCCAUCAAUUGGGGCGAUCCACAGAUACUUGUUUCCCUCGGAUAUGAGAUUGUGAUGGGCAUGUUUUAUGCUGUUGGAGCGGGGUUCUAUGUCAGUAGGAUACCAGAGAGAUGGAAGCCUGGUGCAUUUGAUAUCGCAGGCCACAGCCAUCAGAUUUUCCAUGUCUUUGUUGUUGCUGGGGCGCUUGCCCACAGUGCUGCCACCCUAGUUGUUAUGGACUGGCGUAGGGGUUCACCAACCUGUGAUGGAGGCCAUGGUUUGCUCAGCUGGAGAUGAUAAAUGGUGAGAGCAUUUCUCAGGUCCAGAAUCUCCUGCUUCUAUCCUUGUUUGGCUUCUAAUAUGGUAUCUGAAAGCUUAUUUUCCUGGGAUUUUAGUUGAAAACAACAAUUCGUUUGUUGUAUUGGUUAUAGAUCAAGAACAUAAAGUCAUUCAUUAUAGUUAAAAAAAAUUGUGUGAAGAUGGGGAAUGUAUUAUUAAACAGUAAGAUAUAGGACUGCAUUAUACUUGAUUGCCCAUUAGACAACCUGAAGAACUAGAACUAUUACAUUUGAUUUUCAGAGGAAUAUUAUUGAUGAUUUUUGGAUUUGUAUAUAAAAGUGCAAUGUUCUGUUUGUACGAGUAUAAAUCUAGACAUCUUGAGUUCGAAUCUUGAUAAUCAUUUGGGGUCAAGCAAUGAGGAUUUAUCUUUUAUAAAUU
This is a messenger RNA of Ilex paraguariensis (yerba mate), 1688 nucleotides long. The record is from the annotation of a GenBank genome assembly. NCBI's taxonomy places the organism in Eukaryota, Viridiplantae, Streptophyta, Magnoliopsida, Aquifoliales, Aquifoliaceae.